This is a messenger RNA of Naegleria fowleri, 891 nucleotides long. RefSeq lists its product as uncharacterized. Lineage: Eukaryota; Heterolobosea; Eutetramitea; Acrasida; Naegleriidae. Bases 1 to 891 code for a protein of 296 amino acids. The record is from RefSeq and is a predicted model, not a curated record. The transcript has a single exon.
AUGAUCAUAUCUAGCAGCAGCAUUCAACGAUUAGUGGCAUUCACUUUUCUCCUCUCCUUCGUGGCUGUGUGGCAUUAUUCUUCAUCAACUUUAGUGUUUGCUUCUCCUUCUCCGAAAUUGCAACUCUUCAAACAACACUUGAGACUCUCUUCCUCCUUCUCGUCCACAAGUAACACCAAUUUAUCGUCCUCCACUGUUGAGAAUGGUGUUUGGACCAAUGUCUUUCAACUCUUUGGCAUUCGUUCACCUAAUAACCAGACCGACACUGACAACAAUCCAAAAUUCAUUUCCCUUUUCUAUGAUGGUCUUCAUCAACUCAUGAGAAUCGAUGCGGCAGGUCUAGGAGGUCCUAAUGCACUUUUAUCUUCCACUACGGUUGUUUUUGAAACACUCCGAUUUUACAUGAAUGUCGUUUCGGUCGAUUUUUGUAUCUUUGAACAUCUUCAUCCGAAUAACACGAAUUGGUAUGGAGCUCGAAUUUUCCCCUUCUCUCAAAAAAAGACACAACGUGAGGGUGGAUUUGUCAUUUCCAAUUACAAGAUGGCAAGUUUAGUGAAGAGAGGAAUUGUGAUUGAUCAAUCAAAGUUGAUUGUAGGAAUGAAUUCACAACGAGAAUGCGAUUUGUACAAGUUGGAUGCUCAUUCUGAUUUGGCCGUUGGAUUUGGAUUCUACUUGUUUAAUUAUCAGGGACCUCAGUUUGUGGAUGUCUAUUAUUAUGAAGAUUUAAAGACGAAACAACCUGCUCGAUUUGAAAUUUAUGGAUUGAAUGGGUAUAAGGAAGUGACGACAUUUGACGUUGUGAAUUUUGAGUUUUAUGGUGAAGGAGAUGACUCGGAAAAUGUUUUUCAGAAGGACAUGUUUUAUUGGAAUGUGAAACCAACGUGUCAUUAA